This is a messenger RNA of Dendrobium catenatum, 852 nucleotides long. RefSeq lists its product as uncharacterized. The transcript has a single exon. Bases 1 to 852 code for a protein of 283 amino acids. The record is from RefSeq and is a predicted model, not a curated record. Lineage: Eukaryota; Viridiplantae; Streptophyta; Magnoliopsida; Asparagales; Orchidaceae.
AUGGAUGCAUUCUCAUGUUUGCUGGACUCUAACAAUGAUAUGGAAGGUUUUAAACCUAUUGUUUGCAACGAUUUGCAUAUUUCACACUUAUUAUAUACUGAUGAUGUCCUUGUCUUUUUUGGUGAAGCCUCCCUCAACAAUUGCACCUCUUUGAAUGAGAUUAUGGAUACUUUUGCUAAGUCUUCUGGGCUUCAGGUUAAUCAUGGAAAAAGCUCCCUUAUUUUGCACCGGAAUUCCCUUAUUGCUAAUGAUAUAUGUGCAUCUCUUGGAAUUCCUACUUUCUCUUAUAAAGUCACCAAUCUGGGUUUACCUAUAUUCAUUAAGAGGGCUCAUUUAUCGGACUUCUCCCCUCUUCUGGAUGUUAUAUCUAACAAACUUUCCGGUUGGAAAGCCAAAUCUCUUUAUUUUGCAGGUAGGUUCCAAUUCUUCAAGUUCACUAUUUGGAAUACGAUUGCUUAUUGGAUUCGUGGUGCUAUCAUACCUAAGACUUGCUAUAAACAGCUUAAUAAGCUAUGCUCCAGAUUUCUUUUCUCUGGAGAUAUUAAUGUGAAGAAAAUGCACCUCAUUUCCUGGGUUAAAACUUGUAAGCCUAGAACUAAAUGGGGUUUGGGCUUACCGACUUUUGAUGCACUCAGAUUUGCUUUUGAUUGCUCCCUUAUUUGCAGAAUUUACAACUAUCCCUCUUUGCUUUCUCAUUGGCUGUUCAAUACCUAUUGUUCUCCUUGGAAGCUUGUUACUAGGGAUGUUUCUCCUAUGUGGAAGAGCAUUACUGGAACUAUCUUUAAAGCCAAAAAUAAUUUUUGCUUCACUACUAUGGCUAACUGUAACAUCUCCCUCUAUUGGGAUCCCUAG